UCUAAAAAAUUUCAAUAGAGAUAGGAUAUACUUAAGAGAGCUUUUCUCCUAAGCUUUUCAUCUCGGUCUUUUGUUUUAGUAGUUUUACUAGUUUUCUGAUUCAAAAUGGCUUCAGUUUUGAAUUUUGUGAAAAGAAAUAACUUGGGUCAUCUAACGAAGUAUUUGGCAGCAAAUGACCGAAUUUAUCAACAUGUUAGGAGUGCAUCAAAAUGGUAUCCCGGUGUCGAAGAAAUGAAAAAAUUCGAGCGACCUGUUAUGUUUGUACCCGAAGAAGCUGGGGAUUGGAAGGUGGAAGCAUGGAAUUCUAAUCCUCAGCCCGUUGAACGAGAAGUGAAAAACAUGACCAUCAAUUUUGGACCACAACAUCCAGCUGCCCACGGCGUACUUAGAUUGGUACUGGAACUUGCUGGAGAGGUCGUCAUACGAGCUGAUCCUCAUAUUGGACUUUUGCAUCGUGGUACCGAAAAAUUAAUUGAAUACAAGACAUAUACUCAAGCAUUGCCAUAUUUUGAUCGCCUUGAUUAUGUAUCUAUGAUGUGUAACGAACAAUGUUACUCAUUGGCUGUGGAAAAAUUGCUAAACAUUGAAAUACCAUUAAGAGCAAAGUACAUCAGAACAUUGUUUGCAGAAAUUACUCGUUUGUUAAAUCAUAUUAUGGCUAUUGGCACACAUGCCUUAGAUAUUGGUGCUAUGACACCAUUCUUUUGGUUAUUUGAAGAACGAGAAAAAAUGAUGGAAUUCUAUGAAAGAGUAUCUGGAGCUAGAAUGCAUGCUGCCUACAUACGGCCUGGAGGCGUUUCUCAGGAUAUACCACUUGGAUUGAUGGAUGACAUUUAUCAGUUUUCAUCUAAGUUUGGGGAACGUAUUGAUGAAACUGAAGAUAUGCUUACCAAUAAUGGAAUUUGGAUCACUAGGACACGUGAUAUAGGUGUUGUUAGUGCUGAAGACGCUCUAAAUUUAGGUUUUAGUGGUGUUAUGUUACGUGGUUCUGGUAUCAAAUGGGAUUUACGUCAAACACAACCUUAUGACGCAUAUCACCUUGUCGAUUUUGAUAUACCUAUUGGUACUCGUGGUGAUUGUUAUGACAGGUUAAACUCAAUGGAAGCCUUAAUUCAUCAUUUCAAAUUAUUUACCCAAGGUUAUCAAGUACCACCAGGUGCUACAUAUACUGCUAUUGAAGCACCCAAGGGUGAAUUUGGUGUCUAUUUAGUUUCUGAUGGAACUUCUAAACCAUAUAGAUGUAAGAUCAAAGCACCUGGAUUUGCACAUCUUGCUGCAUUAGAGAAGAUAGGAAAGAAACACUUCCUUGCUGAUAUUGUCGCUAUUAUUGGAACACUUGACGUUGUCUUUGGUGAAAUUGAUCGUUGAGUAUUUGUACUGGUGUUUGUUGGCACAAGUACAUUCUUUUCCUGGAAAUUGUAUCAUAUAUUACAUCAAGAUGUUAUGUGUUUUUGUAGAGACAAAACUGUAAAAACAUUGAAAUUAUGUUGUUUUUAUCUAAGUAUGCUGCAAUAGUGCGAGUUUACUAGUUAA
Molecule: messenger RNA, 1533 nt
Organism: Diuraphis noxia (Russian wheat aphid)
Lineage: Eukaryota; Metazoa; Arthropoda; Insecta; Hemiptera; Aphididae
Gene: ND-49
Product: NADH dehydrogenase (ubiquinone) 49 kDa subunit
Biological process (GO): mitochondrial electron transport, NADH to ubiquinone
Cellular component (GO): respiratory chain complex I
Molecular function (GO): oxidoreductase activity, acting on NAD(P)H; NAD binding; quinone binding
Source: RefSeq, a predicted model, not a curated record